UUACCAUUUCGUAACUGCACAUUUUUGGAGUCAGACGGAAAGUAACUGUACUGUAUGUGACUAUUCUUUUCCCAACAGUGCCAACGGCGGACAAUAUCGAAUCGCUAGCAAAGUUUCUCGUGCGGUCACUGCUAUCGUUGAAAUAGGAACAUUUUCAGUCACUUUCGGGCUUGUGAAAGUUUCGCCGAAAAUACAGGCCAAAUGAGUUCGGGUGAGAUAUCGAUUGCUUCGCGGUGUGUGUGAACGGGUACGUUCAUUGCUAAUGUGGUUCGCUUUCGUUCUUGUACUAGUCAGCAUGAGUUGCGUCUGAUUCUGAUACUAUCUCAUUAAUAAUCACAUGUGAAUCACGAGAGAGUGAGCAAUAUUACUGUUGAUCCGGGUGUAGUAGAACAGUCGAAGGGGGAUCAACACACGCUUCGGCUCCCUGCUCCGUUCGUUCCUUGUCGAACGAACCAUCACCCGUCGCGGCGAAGUAGUUUCCUAAUUAGAUUUCACGACCAGGAUUUUCGCGCAUAUUCGGACGAAGAAAAACAUGAACUCGAAGCCGCCUUCCGCGACGAACGGAGCAGCAUCUGGGCAGCCAUCCAUCCCGUACGAUAUCGAUUGGAUAUUCCCACAGCUACGGAGACCUUCGCGACUAUGGCGGAUUGCUAGUACCGGAGUGAUUGGACUGGUCGGAUUCUUUUCCAAAGUCAUUAUCGUAUGGCUCAACAAGGCCCGUGUCCACAACAUCGAGGUGCUGGAAAAUGCACUGGAAAAUCGACCGACCGGGAUCCCACUGCUGACGGUGUCCAACCAUCACUCGUGCUUCGACGAUCCCGGCAUGUGGGGACUGCUGAAACUUCGUCUGCUGAAGCUGAAGAAUGUCUGCAACAAAAACGUGAUCCGGUGGUCGAUGGCAGCUCAUGAUAUCUGUUUCACCAACAAAUAUCAUUCGCUUUUCUUCAUGUACGGCAAGUGCAUUCCGGUGGUGAGAGGCGCCGGCGUGUAUCAGCCUGCCGUAGAUUUGUGCAUAGAGAAACUGAAGCUAGGCCACUGGGUGCACGUUUUUCCGGAGGGUAAAGUCAACAUGACCAAGGAAGAUCUCAGGUUCAAAUGGGGAGUUGGACGGAUCAUCUACGAAGCGCCAGUCCUGCCAAUCAUCGUCCCCAUCUGGCACAUCGGUAUGGAAACAGUGCUUCCGAAUGAACCACCCUACUAUCUGCGGUUAGGUAAGAAGCUGACGUACAACUUCGGCAAGCCAAUCGAUUUGAACGAGUUGAUGCAACGGUUGAGGGAGUCGCCCGUUAGUGAGGAGGAUGCCAGAAGAAUCAUCACCGAUAGGAUACAGGAGGAAAUGAUGGUGCUAAAAGAAGAAACUGAAACAUUACAUUUCGACCACGUAAAAAGCUGAGCCAAGCUGAAAUGGUUAUCCUGGUGGUCAACCAGUGAUAACUCUAGAUCAUAGAGAAAGAAAGAAACCACAUACCCUGUCACUUCAAAGCAUGGACUCACUACUCUAGACAUAUUCAGGGUAUGCAACAGAAUAGUCUAUUUAUUAUCGGUGAAUCCGAUAACACUCCGACCUACACUACAAAACUUGAUUGUCCAAACCUUGGAGCGACAGUGUACCAGACCAUAGCUGAUUACAGUUAGGAGAACGCUCGAUUUUACUAUUGUAAUUCCAUCCGAAGACUUGCACCGACACUUCAGUCGCUCGUAUGUCCGCAACUGAUUCAUCCACGCCAGACAUGGAGAGUUUGCCAUACUAUCACUUAUAGAGCUAACGCAUGAUCAGUGCAUUUUCCAUCCUAAGUAGACUAAUUUGACAGCCGCUGUAGAUUUACUUUUGCGAAUUAACUUUUAUUUGUUGUAUUAUAGAACAUCGAUCGUUUCUAGUCAGCUUAAGAAUCGGACGAUAAACGAACAUUUGAAACUAAAAGACAGCGCAUAUUGUUUAAUGCGAUUUUCCAGAUAGAUAAACCAUGUGACGAUAAAAAAGUGUGUACAUUAUAAAGAGGCUUUGAACUAAAACGUUGAUUUUUAAAUCGUUACCACCCAACCUGAUUUUACGUUAAAUGUCCUAUAGUUUUCGUAGCGAAUAGCUAAAGCAAUAAAUAAAUUAAUAAAAUAAUAUUAGUAAAAGUAAUAAAA
Topomyia yanbarensis is the source of this 2133-nucleotide messenger RNA. RefSeq names its product tafazzin (gene Taz). The transcript is spliced from 7 exons. Gene Ontology annotation, cellular component: mitochondrial membrane. NCBI's taxonomy places the organism in Eukaryota, Metazoa, Arthropoda, Insecta, Diptera, Culicidae. The record is from RefSeq and is a predicted model, not a curated record. Gene Ontology annotation, biological process: cardiolipin acyl-chain remodeling; inner mitochondrial membrane organization. Gene Ontology annotation, molecular function: 1-acylglycerophosphocholine O-acyltransferase activity. The coding region runs from base 533 to 1393 and encodes 286 amino acids.